This is a messenger RNA of Bombyx mori (domestic silkworm), 5394 nucleotides long. RefSeq lists its product as uncharacterized. NCBI's taxonomy places the organism in Eukaryota, Metazoa, Arthropoda, Insecta, Lepidoptera, Bombycidae. The record is from RefSeq and is a predicted model, not a curated record. Gene Ontology annotation, biological process: DNA integration. Gene Ontology annotation, molecular function: nucleic acid binding. Bases 387 to 5228 code for a protein of 1613 amino acids. The transcript is spliced from 2 exons.
UUCAACUUGUAGCAAACCGACCGGUACGUCACUCUCGCGGCCGUAUGCCCGCUCGCUAUACAUAGUUAGCAUCUAUGUCGAUCUUUUCAACAGUGUAUAAUCUAUGUUCCGGGCGCUUCCGUUUUGAGUGUGAAUAGCGUGCGCCCGCGUCUAAAUGUAAUUAUUGUUUAAAAUUGAAAAUUGUUUGUGAUAAAGGAAGAUUAAAAUUCGAAAUUCGAUAUUGGUGACUAACCCAUAGUUUUAAAUACCCCUGAGAUCUACCCCUCACUAUAUCUGGCUGCCCAACGUUUCCUAAUUUUUUUCUUGCUUGGACUAACAAAAUGGCGCGCACGCUUUUGUGAAAAAUUUGCUAACUAUUGUAUGCUGUUGGUGCUUAAUUGUAAAGAAUGCCUUUAACUAGAAAUCAAGAUCGCCAGCAACGUCGCGAAGACGACGUUAUUCCUGCUGCAGAUGCAAAUGCCAACGAAAAUCACGAGGAGCAUGAUAGCCCCCAUGAUCGCCCCCACGCCGAAUCACGUAGCAACAAUUCUACGUUCAACUUGGAUGAUGUUUCAGCGUUGAUGGCCUCGCUGCAACGUUCGCAGGCCGAAACAUUUAAGAACAUUAUGUCGUACGUGAUGGAACAAAGAUCGUCGACUCCGGCACCUCCGCCGAUGCCCCCAGUGAACGUAGAUGGUACCUUGGCGCGUUGCAGAGCUUCUUUCAGCGGUGCACCUGGUGAAUCUGUUGAGGCCUUUAUAGAUGCAAUUGAAAGCUAUACAGAAUGCGUUCAAGUAUCUGACGCUAACAUCAUACGAGGCCUAGCCAUGCUUUUGUCUGCUGACGCAGCUACGUGGUGGCUAGGAUUAAAGCAUCACAUCUCCACUUGGAACGAAGCCAAAGAAAAUUUAAUAUAUGCAUAUGGCACCCGCCUUCCACCACAUAGAAUAUAUUUGGAAAUAUUUGCUUCCCCGCAGGAUAACGAAAACACAGACAAGUUUGUUGCUCGUAUUCGUGCGCUUAUGGCAAAGCUACCGCGGGAUGAUAUUACUGAAAAAGUACAACUUGAUAUGAUAUACGGGUUGCUUCAUAAUAGAAUACGCACAAGAUUGCGCCGUGAAGAAAUCACAUCUUUCAAUUCAUUAUUAAACCAUGCUCGGAAUAUAGAAGAUUCGAUAGAGGAGACUCAAUCGAGACCAGUGUCGUCCACUAGUGGUGUGCGUUCGAUCCGUGCCCAGCCGGCCCCGGCUGCGAGUCGGCCUGAACCGUGCGCCGCUCGUGCGAGUGCGCCGGCGCCGCGCGCGCGCUUUUCUAACUCCGCCGCGGCCGUCGUGCCCGCCACCGCUGUGCCUGCCGCUGUCGCCCAGCCUACCGUUGCCACGCCUGCUGCUGCUGUGCCAGGUUCUGCAGAGCAAUUCGUGACCACGAAGAAACAGCGUCCAGUGUGCUCCUACUGCAAACGGUUUGGACAUGUACGGGAACAGUGCCGUAAGUUAAACAACCGAGGUGAGCAAUCUCAAUCUAACUUUUCUGAGGGUGUGCAAAAUGACAAUAAUGCGUUUUACAGUGUUCAGUGUAAUGUUAAUAAUACUAACACAAUUAGUUCUAAUUUACCUGUUCAGAAUGCAAUGUAUGAUGUUAAGCAGCAUGACAAAAAUAAUUUUCUGAGUAAUUUUGAAUGUCAAAAUUUUUGUAACCGGGAUGCAAAUAUUAAUUAUGCUACCAUUAAUAGAGGCCCUACUUCCAGAAAAUCUUAUUUUCAUGACUGUAAUAAUUCUGUGUCAAAGAAUAUUAACUGUAAUUGCACUAGUAAUAAUGAGAUGCCAACCUUUUGUGAUUCUCAUGUUUUAUAUAAUCAGGAUGUUCGGACAAAGUGUAAAAAUUUAAAUACUUGUUUUAACCAGGGAAUUAGACCUAAAUGUAAGAAUUCAAUUUUACCUUAUAAUCAAAUAAUUGAACCAAAUUGUAAUAAUUUAAAAUUUUCAACUAACCAUGACUGUGACACAAAAGGCAGUAAGUGUAAUUUUGGAAAAAUUAACGAAUGUGUGGAAAUUGAUAAUUGUUUGAAUUUUAAUUAUUGUACAUGUGAGGGAAGUGUUGUAGCGUCCGUGUACGACCGUGAGAGUGAUGAUAGGUAUUUGCAUUUACGGCCUAUUUUCAAAAUUCAAGUUCUCGGUAAACAGGGUACUGCACUUAUAGAUACAGCAGCUAAGCAUUGUAUUGCUGGUCACACGCUGUAUGCUCUCCUUCUACAAAAGGGUCACCCUCUUACUCCCUCCACUAGGCGAGUCAAACUUGCUGAUGGGCAUGUUCGGAAUAUGGAUGUAUUGACAACCAUAUUACCAGUGAGGUUAGAACACAUAGUGAUUAAUAUUCCAUUUAUAAUCUUCCCUGAUUCUAAUGAUAAUGAAACUUUACUGGGUAUUGAUUUUAUUAAUGCUGCCAAAGUUAUUAUUGAUUUUCAUCGUCAUGAAUGGUAUUUUAGUACUGAUGCUAAGGUGCAUUAUAAAUUACUUUUUGAACCUAUGUCUCGUGGUGUGUGCAUAGCUUCUGCUAACAUGCUUCGGGAUGAUGAAGGCAUGCACUUGCAAUCAGCUGAGCGCCAAGCAUUAUCUGAGUUCCUUAUUCGGCAUGAAAGUAUUUUUACAGCAGGGGGAGGUCCGACACCAUUCAUAGAACAUUGCAUAGACAUCGGAGAUCACCCCCCGAUAGCUGUGCCGCCCUAUCGCCUUAACCCUUCCAAGAAGGAGACGAUGAAGAAUGAAAUAGAGAAGAUGCUGGCAGAUGACAUCAUUGAAGAGUGCGAAUCCGCCUGGUGCUCUCCUGCAUUGAUGAUACCGAAGUCCAAUGAAGGAUUCCAGCAACACCUACAAGAUCUGGAAGCUGUUUUUGGACGUUUGUCUGAAUUUAAACUUCACGUAAACAGAGAGAAGUGCACUUUUGCCAAAGAAAGGGUCCGUUAUCUGGGCCACGUCAUCACUCCAGACGGUGUGUCUCCUGACCCUGAGAAGGUCAGUGCUGUCCUUAAUAUGCUGGAACCAUCUAACCUAAAACAUUUAAAAACUUUUCUCCAAACAUGCUCUUGGUUCAGGAAGUUUAUUCCAAACUUUUCAAAGAUAGCAGAACCGCUUACUCGACUGACCAAGAAGAAUUACACAUGGAGCUGGGGACCUGAACAAACACAGGCAUUCAAAGAAUUGAAGCGUCUGCUGACCACGGCGCCCGUACUUGUUCAAGCGAAUUUUAAACAACCCUUAGUACUGCGUACCGACGCGAGCAACUAUGCACUUGGCGCAGUUUUAGCUCAAGGGGAAGGCAAGGACGAAAGGCCUAUCGAGUAUGCUAGCCGCCUACUCACCGCAGCGGAGCGCAACUACUCUACUACAGAACGGGAAGCGCUUGCUGUAGUCUGGGCCGUGGAGCGUUUCAGGCCAUACCUCGACGGCCAACCAAUUAUUAUAGGCAGUGACCACCAACCCUUGCGUUGGUUGCUUUCUUUAAAGUCUCCUGCUGGUAGGUUGGUCCGUUGGGCGCUUAAACUCCAAGAAUUUGACAUUAGAUUCGAGUACACCCCAGGAAAAGCUAACGUUGUCGCUGACACGUUAAGUAGACCGAUCUGUUCCAACGAAACACAAAAUAACUGCGGCAUCUGUUCUGUCAUUUGCGACCUGCCCACCAAGUCACCUACCCAGUUACGUCAAGACCAGUUUACUGAUCCGGAAAUACAGAAGAUCGUCACAGAACUGGAAGGAGUGGAUGAACUUGCUGCUAAAAGAUGGUCAGAAAGAGGAUUUCUAAUGGAACAAGGUGUUUUAUAUCGAUUUAAUCCGGAUUCUGAUGCCGAGGCCCCUCAAUUAGUCAUUCCUGCCCAUCAAGUGACCGACAUUCUCAAAGAGCUUCACGAUGCCCCUACCGCUGGACAUGCAGGAAUUGACCGGACUUACCAACAAGUCUCACGUCUGUUCUACUUCACAGGAAUGAGAAGAAUCAUAACCGACUAUGUAAAGGCAUGUAUCCAUUGUCAACGCUAUAAGGCUGCUAAUACCAAGCCUCCAGGUCUAUUGCAGACGCCGGUGAUGAACCAGCGCAACGAGGUCUUGGCAGUUGAUCUUUUCGGCCCGUUACCACCUGGAAAACAGGGGGAGCGUUGGAUCUUGCUAAUAGAAGAUACUGCUACGAGGUGGACAGAACUUUUCCCAUUGAAGGAAGCUACUGCUGAGGCGUGUGCACAUGUCCUCAUAGAGGAGUAUUUUAUGAGGUUCGGUCUUCCACGCCGACUAGUUUCUGAUAAUGGCGUACAAUUUAUUUCGGCAGUCAUGCGUCAAUGCAUGUCCAUCCUGGGGAUAAAGCAAAACCUUAUCCCUCUCUAUCACCCAGAAGCAAACCCCGCCGAACGUAAAAACAGAGAUCUUAAGACUUUAUUAGCACAACUCGUGGAAUGUGACCACACUUCCUGGCCAAACAUGUUACCAGUGAUUCGAUUCGCUCUUAAUAACGCUAAAUGUCGCACCACAGGUAUGUCACCUGCUUACUUGUCAUUUGGCAGAGAGAUGAGGUCCCCCACAGAAGUCGCCCAUGACCUUCGUGCUGUUCUAGACAAAGAUAACUUUGUUCCCCAAAUAACUCCCUAUCUCAGGAAAUUUGUUAACUCCUUUUCAGCGGUGCGCGAACGUGUAGAGACGCUUCAAGAUAAAGCUAAAGGGUAUGCUGAUCGUUCGAGACGGCCCAUUGAAACAUUCAACGAAGGUGACAUGGUUCUCAUCAAAUCACAUGUCCUCAGUAAGAGCGCUAAUGGCCUUACUUCUAAGUUUGUUCCAAAACGCGAUGGUCCGUAUCGCAUCGUUAAAAAGGUCAGCCCUACUACUUACCACGUCGCGCAUGUUGACAAACCUGAUGAAGUUUUAGGGAAAUAUCAUGUGAACGAUCUCACUCUAUACCGUGAGAAUCAGAGUGAUGCUCUUCCGCGGCCGGUGAUGCCUAAAAAGAAACGUGGUCGUCCCCCAAAUAAUGUUAAAACAGAUUCUCGAGUUCCAGGGCAUAUGACGACACGGCAUGCUGAACCAUGUGCUGAAGCUCCACGUCUUUCUCCCGCAGCUGGUGGUAUGGUUGGUCUUGCGCCUGUCCCUCAGCCCAGUAGUAAUGAGAUGCUAGUCCAGGAGCGAGGGCGUCCUCCAGGACUAGAGGGGGAGUAUGUAGCAAACCGACCGGUACGUCACUCUCGCGGCCGUAUGCCCGCUCGCUAUACAUAGUUAGCAUCUAUGUCGAUCUUUUCAACAGUGUAUAAUCUAUGUUCCGGGCGCUUCCGUUUUGAGUGUGAAUAGCGUGCGCCCGCGUCUAAAUGUAAUUAUUGUUUAAAAUUGAAAAUUGUUUGUGAUAAAGGAAGAUUAAAAUUCGAAAUUCGAUAUUGGUGACUAA